Messenger RNA from Calliphora vicina (urban bluebottle blowfly), 6281 nucleotides. It is a transcript of the gene Ubr1, whose product is annotated as Ubr1 ubiquitin ligase. The transcript is spliced from 12 exons. NCBI's taxonomy places the organism in Eukaryota, Metazoa, Arthropoda, Insecta, Diptera, Calliphoridae. The coding region runs from base 405 to 5927 and encodes 1840 amino acids. The record is from RefSeq and is a predicted model, not a curated record. Gene Ontology annotation, molecular function: zinc ion binding; ubiquitin protein ligase activity. Gene Ontology annotation, biological process: ubiquitin-dependent protein catabolic process via the N-end rule pathway.
GUAAAGCAAACGCUGUAUUGUUUUUAUUAAUUAAUUAUAAUUAACUUUGUAUAUAUAUUGCGAUAAUGUUAUUUCGCAAUAUAAUUAAAAAAGAAACAGGAAAAGAAAAGUAGAAUAAAAGCAAAGAAGAAACGAAAAAACUGCCCAAAUACUAGAGAAACGCAAGAAUUCGAUAAAUUGUGAAUAAAAAUCGUUAAACAAUUUAUGAAAAAACAAUAAUAAUAAUUUAACAAUUUAAAUGCACAAAAUAUAAAUAAUUAACAAGAAUAAUAGCCGCCACAAAAGUAAAACCUAUAAAAAGCUGCCUGUUUCUACGAAAAAAUUCUUAAAGGAGAGAUAAAACAAAAAAAAAGAAUUCAAGAAAAGAAGGAAAAAACUAUUGCUGCUGCAAAACUCAAAUCAAUAUGGAUGAUGUUGUGGCUCCACCAACACCAGCCUCCGAAUCAGCCCUAAAAAACUGGCGUGUUAAACAUUCGACUGGUACAUUGGAGAAGAAAGAUUUCAUUGAAUUCUUUCAAAAAGAAUCAAGAAAAUAUUUUGAAUUUCAACCUGACAAUGGUGUGGAUUCUGCUCGAAGCUGGCAAGAUGUUCUAUCAGAAUUUAAAAAUUUGAAAAAUAAACGAGGAUAUGAUGGUUCUUUAAAAUGUAUGUUUAAAGAGGCUGGUGCUAAAGAAGGCAUUAUCGAUGUUCUUCUGGAAUUCAUAUUGGGCGAUAAUCCCAAAUCUGUGUUGGAUAAAUUACACUCAGAAGGCGCCACAUCGGCUGUAUGUGGCAAAGUGUUUAAGAUCGGUGAACCCACCUACAGUUGUCGUGAGUGUGGCAUGGAUCCCACCUGUGUGUUGUGUGUGAAUUGUUUUAAACAAUCUGCGCAUCGUUAUCAUAAAUACAAAAUGUCCACAUCGGGCGGCGGUGGCUGUUGUGAUUGUGGCGACGAAGAGGCAUGGAAGAAGGAUCAAUAUUGUGAGGAACACUUGCGGGGCAAGGAAAACAGUUCGAGCAGUACCAUAAUUACAGAUGCCAUUAAAGAACGCUGCGAAAUAGCUUUCAUAGCCAUACUCUCGUUUUGUGUAAAUUACUUGGAAAUUGAAUCUAAAGCUAGUCUCGAAUGUUUAGAUGGCGAUGGUACGGGCGACGACUACUACUGUACCGUACUCUACAAUGACGAAUCUCAUACAUUCGAUCAGGUCAUACAGACAUUAACGAAAAUCGCCAAAGUCCAACAGAAAGAGGCCACCGAAAUUGUGGCCAGCAUUGAUCGGGAGGGCAGAGCCGUGGUCAAGUGUGAUUCGUUUGGUGAGUGUAAUAACUUGAAGGAGGCGAUUGAAAAACAAUCGGUACCACCAAAUUUGCAAAUGCCAAAUAGUAGAGCCAAUCAAUCGCUACGUGUCUCAGUGCUACACAUACGCGCGGUGGCCUGUCAGCAAUUUGCUCUGCAGUUGCUGACCUGGUUCCAGGAGUUUUUGGUGCGUCACAGUACAUUUCGUCAGAUAUUUUGCCGCAUCAUAAUGGACAAGAAGGCACCGUAUUGCAUACGUCAUAUUUUGGAAUAUGAUGUGGCCUUGUGGAAGACGGCACGUACUUGCUGGCAUCGCCUGUUAAUAUCCGGCAUGUUAAUGGAGUACGACAAUAAAAUGGCUUUGGCUCAAGAAUUCUCCAAGAACUAUGCCACCAUUGUACAAGACUUUAUAAGUGAUGAUCACGAUCAUUCAUUUUCCAUUGUAUCACUAAGUGUUCAGCUGUUUACGGUACCAAGUAUCGCUCACUAUCUAAUAGCACGCGAGGGCAUCUUCUUUAAAUUGCUGCACACGUUCUAUCACAAGUCCAUAGAGGAUUUUAUGCAAAACAAAACACUGCACUUUUCCAAAAGUGUUUCCACCCUGAGUCACUUCAAACGGGCCGCUUAUAUACUGUACGAUUUGCGCUAUAUACUCAGCUUUAAGCCGGAUGCUUGGACCAGCGAUCUGCGUGAGGGUUUCAUAGAGGGUUGCAAAGGUUUGCUGCGCGUGCUAAAUGCUAUGCAGGGCAUGGAAUCGGUGACACGACAAACCGGCCAGCACAUGGACUAUGAACCCGAAUGGGAAUGCGCUUUCAAUUUGCACAUCAAAUUGGCCAACACAAUUUCCUUGGUCUUGGAAUGGUGUGCCACCGACAAGGAGGUGUUGGUGAAACUCUAUCAAAUGGUGAUGCGCAAUUUAAUGCAAAACGGUUUUAUUGUCACACCAGCCAAGGUGGAAUCUAAAACGGUGGCCGGUCAUAUAGCUAAAUGUUUGAUCUAUGAUGUAUCCUCGAAACCGGUGUCCAUACACUUGCCCCUGUCUAGAUUCUUUGCGGGUAUUUAUUUACAUUUGGGUCAAUAUGGUUUAAAUUUCGAUUUGGUCACCAGUUUGAAGAGGACACCCGAAGAGAUAAUGGAGCCGAUAUUGUGCACACAAGUGAUGAUUGCUCAGGUUCAUUCGGGCAUGUGGCGCCGCAACGGUUACUCUCUGCUCCAUCAGCUAUACUUCUAUCGCAAUGUGCGCUGUCGCACCGAAAUGUUGGAUCGUGAUAUUGUGGGCAUGCAGAUUGGAGCGUCACUUAUCGAAAGCAAUCAAUAUUUGAUACAUCUGCUAAAUAAAUUCAAUCUCAUGGAAUGGAUACAGCCAGAAUAUGAAGAUUCCAAUACAGAACUUCCCACAGAUGACGAUUUCAUAAGACGUCUCUCAAUGAUCGAUGAAUUCCUUGAACUGUUGAUUGUGGUCAUAGGUGAACGUUAUAUGCCCGGUGUGGCUCAUGUUUGCGAAGAGGAUCGUACCAAGAAGGAAAUCUUACAGUUGUUGUGCAUAAAACCCUAUUCCCAUUCGGAGCUCAAUAGAGCAUUGCCCGAUUCAAAUAAUGAUACCGCUUUAGAAGAUGUCAUUGAUACGGUGGCGGUUUUCAAGAAACCCCAAAAGUUAGAUGCCAAGGGUGUUUAUGAGCUGAAGGAGGAAUUGUAUGAUGACUACAACAUGUACUUCUAUCACUAUACAAAAGAGGAUAAAUCCAAAUCUGAGGAGACACAAAGAUUGAGGCGUAAAACCAAGGGCGAAUUGGUAUGUUGUCCACCACCAAAACUGCCCAAAUUAACAGAUGCUUUUGUAACAAUUGCCAAUCUGUUGCAAUGUGAUGUUAUGAUGCAUCUUAUGAAUACCAUUUUGGAAAGAGCUUUAGAUCUUAAAACCAAAAGUUUUCAAGAAAAUCAUUUGCAAAAGAUUUUACAUCUUAUUGGCUAUGGUUUGCAAGAGGAAGAAUCCGAAAACUAUCCCUUCUUGUCUUUCUAUCAGUGUUCCCAGAAAUAUAAAAUUUUACAAAAACUGGACGAAUUAUCGCGUAGUGCUAGAGUUGAAGCUCAUCGUGACUUCAUUUUGUGGACUAUAAAAAAAUUCAAAGACCUACAAGCCAAACAACCCGCUGAAAGCUCGGAACGUAUGCAAAGCGAUGAUAUGGAACAAUUGGGCGCCUCUUCCUCCAACGAUGAUUCGCAAAAUGUCGCCGAUACGGCCACCACGGCCGAACAAGAGAAACGCGAAAAAGAAGAACGUUCCCGUUUGGCGGCCGAGAGACGCGCCAAAAUUUUGGCACAAAUGCAAAAGGCCCAAAAUAAAUUCAUGACCUCAAAUGCUGAGAUGUUUGCAAAUGCCAAUGAUGUGGCCAGUGAUGCCAAUGCGGGCUCUGUCAUGGAAUGGCAAGAUGACAAUUGUAUGGAGGGUGCGGUGGCUUACAAUUCGAUUGCCUGUUUGGGUGUCGAAAGACGUUUGCAGCAGCCGGAGGAGGAGAAAUACAAUUGUAUAUUGUGUUUCGAGGAGGCAACCGUGUGUAAAGAUGGUCCCACAUUGGUGUAUUCGGCUUUUGUGCAGAAAUCGAAGGUUCUUAAACCCGAAUCGAAUUAUCCCUAUUCCAUACACACCAGCAGCUGUGGCCAUGUCAUGCAUGUCAACUGUUGGCAGGAGUACUACAAUAAUGAGGAGUCAAAAGAGUUGCGUCGUCCCCGACGUCAUCCCCUACAAAUCUUUCCCUCGUCGCCCAGCACCGAAUUUCAGUGUCCCUAUUGUCGUUGUCUAAGCAACACCGUACUGCCACUAACAGCACCGCUCUCCAAAUACUCUGUACCCAAUGUCAUACAUACAGGCGAUGAAAUCUAUCCCAUUGACUUGUGGAUCGAAGGUAUACGUGCGUUCAGUGAUAAACUCAAUAAUUUGGUGAUUAGCGAAGAUGCCAUCAUGUGGAAAUUCCAUUUGCCCGAAUGGUUCGCCACCCUCAAGGAAGCACACAUUGUUACCGAUCCCAAACAGUUUGCAAAAAUGGCUCAACCCAUAGCCCGUCCAGAAUUGCAAUCGAGUUGGGUUAAUUUCGUACAACACUACAUCAAUUCAUUGAAACGUAAUGAUGAAGACGAUCUGGUCAAUAUGUGGCAUUCUUGCAUCUAUACCGUACAAUCGUUGGAGGUGUAUUUGCGGGCAGUUGGUAAACCUUUGAAGGAUGAAAUGUCUAUACGUCAUAAGAGUUGUUUGAGCGGUUUAAUACGCGCCUGUUGCCUGUAUGUGGCUCAUUUGACUCAAACUGAUUUUGAGAGUUUGAUAAAACCGGUGGCCGAACUGUUGAAUGUGGUGUUUAAGCAUAAUGGGGAUUCAGUGUUGGAAUGGAAUUGUUUUAGUAAAAUGGUGUCGACCAUAAUGAUGGUGCCGAAUAUAUUGUUUGCUCGUGAACGCGAUACUUCUGUUCUUGCCAAUGGCAGUUUAAUGGAUUUCUAUACGUUACAAGUUUUCUUCCUUGCCAAUGUUGUUAAAGCUUUAGUAUUAUUUGAGCUACCCGCUGAUGGUCUAAUGGAUGUCGAAGAGGAGGAUUAUAGUUCGCUCACCGACAAGGCCCUAGAGAAUAUCUCUAUAUUCUUUAACAAAUACAAUAUACAGGCAAGACAAAAACAACAAAAGCAACAAGAACAGCAAAAGCAAGAGAAAAAGGAAAGUAAAACAGAGGAACAACCACAGCAACAGCAACCGCAACAACAGGGAGAUGAUACAGAUGCUGGCAUGAUGGAUGUGACACAGCAACAGGAACAGCAGCAGCAGCAAGCAGAUCAAGAGCAACAACAGCAGCCUGAUGUUGAAUUACUUACCCCCCAAAUGGUUUUCUCUAUAUUAGAACACAUUAAAAUGGAAAUGCGUGAGUUUUUGCGCUGCAGCUGUUUGUUCUUCCACUUUGUUACGGAUGUGGAAUUUCCCGAUUUCCUCUCGACCGCCGACAGUGACACCUACGAGAAUAUGUGUAAAUAUUUGGGCUUGAACACCCAGCUGGAAUCCUAUUUCGAUAAUGCCUCACCCUUUGCUACCAUUUUGGAAAUGUUUGCCUCGCAUCAUGAUAUUACCAAUUUAGAUGUGGUGACCACCAAAUUGAAACGUACCGGUGAUCCCUUGGUUGUAGUGCCCUGUAAUAGGCCCGUGCCCCAACUUGUGUCGCUGCCCGAAGAUUACAGCGAUCUGAUCAAUAGUGUUUCCGAUUUCAGUUGUCCCAACAAUGAGAGAGAAGAAAUGAAGACCCCUACCAUGUGUCUAAUGUGCGGUGAUAUCUUGUGUGCUCAAUCGUAUUGCUGUCAGCCCGAUUUGGAUGGUCGCAAUGUGGGAGCCUGCACAUAUCAUGCCUUCUUUUGUGGUGCAGAAAUUGCUCCCUUCCUGCGUAUACGUGACUGUCAGAUUGUCUAUUUGGGCAAGAACAAGGGUUGCUUUGUUCAUCCACCCUAUUUGGAUGAGUAUGGCGAAACCGAUCAGGGUCUAAGACGUGGCAAUCCGUUGAGAUUGUGUCCCGCCCGCUACAGUAAAAUACACUUGAAUUGGUUGGGUCAUGGUCUGCACGAAGAAAUUGCUCGCCUCAACGAACAUACGUCAGCCAUAACAACACAGUGGCAUCAUAUGUAGUUGUUGACAGCUGUAAGAAAGCGCCCAGCCCACAACAUCAUCGUAAAUGGAAAAUACAUUAAAAUUAAUAAUAAUCUUUGUCGCACUAUGCUGAUAAAUUAGUUAAUAAAUGCAAAAAACAAACAAGAUUAUUACAAGCGUAAAAUAAAUUUAAACAAAAAAAAAAACAGCAGUUAAUGUGAUUUAAACUAAACAAUAUAAGAAAGAAGAAUUAAAACAAAAGAAAAACACAACUUAUGUUAUUUAAACUAAUUAAAUUACUAAUUAAAAGUAAAAGAAACAAACUUACAACUCCUACUACUACUACUUACUACUAAUAAAACUUAAAUAAUCUUGAAAGAGCAAAUCUGAAAA